GUUGUUGUUUUCAACUGAAACUUAAAGAGCUGAAAAUGUUUUGUGAUCUGCAACCGUGACCAUAACCAUUGACAUCGCGAAACGUUCAACACAAUCGGAGUUUCGGGCAAAAUUAACAGCUAUGGCUGACACAGCGAAGAAAAUGGAAGUUGACUCUACUAAAAAGAAAGUACCCCAGGUACCCGAAACUCUUCUAAAAAAGCGUAAAUAUCAGGCCGAGCAAAAAGCUAAACGUCUUUUACAUGCUGCAAAAACUCAAAAGCUUCGUCGAGAAAAGAGGCGUUUAAUUUUCAAACGUGCAGAGUCUUACGUGAAAGAAUACAGACGUAAAGAGCGAGAUGAAAUUCGUCUUAAGCGAAUGGCUAGGAAGGCUGGAAAUUUUUAUGUUCCAGAUGAACCUAAAGUAGCCAUAGUUGUGAGAAUAAGAGGUAUCAAUGGAGUAAGUCCUAAACCUCGCAAAGUACUGCAGUUGUUCCGUCUGAGACAGAUCAACAAUGCUAUGUUCGUUAAAUUGAACAAGGCUACCAUUAAUAUGCUUCGUAUUGCAGAACCUUACAUAGCUUGGGGAUAUCCAAAUUUGAAAACAGUAAAAGAAAUGGUAUACAAAAGAGGUUUUGGAAGAGUUAAUAAAAGGCGAAUUCCACUUACUGAUAAUGCCAUCAUUGAAAAAGCAUUAGGCAAAUAUGGCAUCCUUUGUGUUGAAGAUUUGAUUCAUGAAAUCUACACUUGUGGACCUAAUUUCAAGAAAGCCACCAACUUCUUGUGGCAUUUCAAGCUAAAUAAUCCAAAAGGAGGUUGGAGAAAGAAGACCAUCCACUAUGUUGAAGGGGGAGACUUUGGAAAUAGGGAAGAGAAAAUUAAUACUCUUCUCAGAAAAAUGAUAUAAGAACUGCUCUGCACUAAUAAAUUGUACAUUUCCAAAAA
Argiope bruennichi is the source of this 924-nucleotide messenger RNA. RefSeq names its product 60S ribosomal protein L7-like (gene RpL7). The transcript has 6 exons. Lineage: Eukaryota; Metazoa; Arthropoda; Arachnida; Araneae; Araneidae. Gene Ontology annotation, molecular function: RNA binding; structural constituent of ribosome. Gene Ontology annotation, cellular component: cytosolic large ribosomal subunit. The record is from RefSeq and is a predicted model, not a curated record. The coding region runs from base 122 to 886 and encodes 254 amino acids. Gene Ontology annotation, biological process: maturation of LSU-rRNA from tricistronic rRNA transcript (SSU-rRNA, 5.8S rRNA, LSU-rRNA).